Molecule: messenger RNA, 2929 nt
Organism: Populus trichocarpa (black cottonwood)
Lineage: Eukaryota; Viridiplantae; Streptophyta; Magnoliopsida; Malpighiales; Salicaceae
Product: isoamylase 3, chloroplastic
Exons: 23
Coding region: 145-2481 (778 amino acids)
Biological process (GO): carbohydrate metabolic process
Molecular function (GO): hydrolase activity, hydrolyzing O-glycosyl compounds
Source: RefSeq, a predicted model, not a curated record
CACCGACAAGAGUGAUAUUAGAAAGUCCCCCCCCUUUCCAUUCUCCACUAAUAUAAAUAAAUAAAUAAAAUUCGAAUCCUUUGAUUCUGGGAGAUAACUGCUGCUGCUGCUGCUGAAGCUGAAAAGAAGAGGUAGCUCGCAGAUAUGCUUCAUCAAUCACUUCCGCUCCUCUGUGAUUCCAAAAUUGCUGACAGCAUACUUCUCUCUGUCUCACAUUUCUCAAACAACAACAACAACAACAGUAUCGGCUCUUCUCGUGUUCUCGAUGUGGGAUUGAAAUUCAGUAAACAAUCAUCCGGCGGCGGCAGCAGUGGGCGAGGAUUCUCCAGCAAGGCUGGAGCCAAGACCACUACAACACCUAAUGUUUACGGUCGUCGUGCUCAAGAAAGUGUGCUUGAGCAGGAAGAAGCACCUCAAAAGUUGGGAUUUAAAACAUUCCCAGGUCAAGCAUUUCCAUUUGGUGUUUCACAAGUUGAAAAUGGGAUCAAUUUUGCUAUAUUUUCGCAGCACGCCACUGCUGUUACACUUUGCUUAUCACUCCCUCACAGGGGAAAGUCUGAAAGGACGGAUGGUGGAAUGAUUGAGGUGGCUUUGGAUCCCAAAGUUAAUAAAACGGGAGACAUUUGGCACAUAUGCAUUGAGGAUUUACCACGGGACGACGUGCUUUAUGGUUAUAGGAUAGAUGGUCCUCGAGAUUGGCGUCAAGGACAUCGAUUUGAUAGCAGCAUCAUGCUUAUUGAUCCUUAUGCUAAGCUAGUUGAAAGUCGCCGAUUUUUUGGUGAUGCCAGCCGUAAGCUGUCAAAAUUUUAUGGAACUUAUGAUUUUGACAGCUUGCCUUUUGAUUGGGGUGAUGACUACAAGCCUCCAAAUAUACCAGAGAAAGAUCUUGUUAUAUAUGAAAUGAAUGUCCGUGCGUUUACAGUUGAUAAAUCCAGUGGCUUGGAUCCAAGCAUACGUGGAAGUUACCUUGGCGUAAUUGAGAAGAUCCCACAUCUUCUAGAGCUUGGUGUCAAUGCAGUGGAGCUGCUGCCCGUGUUUGAAUUUGAUGAAUUUGAGUUUCAGAGGCGCCCAAAUCCCAGAGAUCACAUGAUCAAUACAUGGGGCUAUUCAACAAUAAAUUUCUUUGCUCCUAUGAAUCGGUAUGCUAGUAGAGGUGGUGGACCUCGUAAUGCAUCUCGGGAGUUCAAGGAAAUGGUUAAAGCCUUGCAUGGUGCCGGAAUUGAGGUUAUUUUGGAUGUAGUCUUUAACCAUACAAAUGAGGCUGAUGAUAAAAAUCCUUUUACAACUUCAUUUCGCGGAAUCGAUAAUAAGGUUUAUUACAUGGUUGACCUCAGCAAUAAUGGCCAGUUGCUGAAUUUCUCUGGAUGUGGGAACACAUUAAACUGUAAUCAUCCUGUGGUCAUGGAGCUCAUCCUUGACAGCUUAAGACACUGGGUCAUUGAAUAUCAUGUGGAUGGAUUUAGAUUUGACCUUGCCAGUGUACUUUGCCGAGGAACAGAUGGUUCUCCACUUGACGCUCCCCCAAUUAUUAGGGCAAUUGCAAAAGAUUCCAUCCUGUCAAGAUGUAAAAUUAUUGCAGAGCCUUGGGAUUGUGGAGGCCUUUAUCUGGUUGGAAAUUUUCCAAAUUGGGACAGAUGGGCUGAAUGGAAUGGCAAGUACCGUGAUGACAUAAGAAAAUUUAUUAAGGGUGAUUCUGGUAUGAAAGGAAGUUUCGCCACCCGGGUUGCUGGAUCUGCUGACCUUUACAGAGCUAAUAAGCGCAAGCCUUGUCAUAGUGUUAAUUUUGUUAUUGCACACGAUGGAUUCACGCUGCGUGAUCUUGUUUCAUACAAUUUCAAGCACAAUGAUGCUAAUGGAGAAGGUGGAAAUGAUGGAUGCAAUGACAAUUUUAGCUGGAAUUGUGGAUUUGAAGGAGAAACUGAUGAUCAUAAUAUUAAAGCUUUGCGCUUCAGGCAGAUGAAAAACUUCCAUUUAGCAUUAAUGAUAUCUCAGGGAACACCAAUGAUGCUUAUGGGGGACGAAUAUGGACACACUCGCUAUGGAAAUAACAACAGUUAUGGGCAUGACACCUCUAUUAACAAUUUCCAGUGGGGGCUCUUGGAUGCAGAAAAGAGUAGUCACUUCAGGUUCUUCUCAGAGGUCAUAAAGUUUCGACAGACACAUGGAGUAUUUACUCAUGACAAUUUUCUCAGCGAAAAUGAUGUGACUUGGCAUGAGAACAACUGGGAGAAUCACGAAAGCAAAUUUCUUGCAUUUACGCUUCAUGACCAAAACGGAGGAGAUAUCUAUUUGGCUUUCAAUGCUCAUGACUAUAUUGUUAAAGUUUCAAUACCCCCACCACCACCCAAGAGGCGCUGGCUUCGUGUGGUAGACACCAAUUUUGAAUCUCCGGAUGACUUUGUUCCUCAAGGUCUCCCACGCAUUGGAAGCACCUAUAAUGUGGCCCCACACUCUUCAAUUCUUCUUGAAGCUAAAAACUGACAGAACCUGAAGCUGAUCGCCGAUGAAUAUUCUGAAUGACCUGCCUGAUCUGGAGAAUCGCAAAAUCUUCCCUGGGAAAUGCUCAGAUUCCUGGCAUCAGGUUAUGGUUACAGUACUUGAUGUAGAUGUCACUUUACCCUGGAUGAAUGCAAUCAAAGAGAUUUGAGAGAGCAUGGAGGUUUAUCAUUGCUACAAUGUGACUGAUGUCCGCUCAUUCCUUUGUUGCAUCAACUAAUAAAAAAUACUUCAACUUGAGCAACAAGUAGAAUAUGCCCUAUUCGAUGUAGGUGCUGCUGUGUGUAUGUUAUGCAUGAGCUGUGUAAUACUGAGAUGAACUCUGGGGUCCUACAGUUGGUAAUUCCUAAAUAGAGUGGAAAGAAUGUCGAAAGAUUACUAAAAAAUAAAAAAUUGAUGGUAAUAAUUACGAUGACAAUGUUAAUUAUUAGUA